AUCCUGAUGUCAAACCCUAACCAGACAAUGGUGACUGAGUUCAUACUGCAAGGGAUCUCAAAACACCCCAGUCUGAAAUUGCUCCUAUUCUGUUGCUUCCUGUCUCUCUACAUCAUAGCACUCAUAGGCAAUGCUCUGAUCAUUGCUUUGGUCAGCUCAAGCACUGGGCUCCACAGCCCCAUGUACUUUUUCUUGAGUAAUUUGGCCACUAUGGACAUUAUCUGCACCUCCUCUGUGCUGCCCAAGGCUCUGGUUGGCCUAACGUCUGAAAAAAACACCAUAUCCUUCCAGGGCUGUAUGGUACAGCUCUUCUUCCUCAUCUGGUCUUUAUCCUCUGAGCUGCUGCUGCUCACAGUCAUGGCCUAUGACCGCUAUGUGGCCAUUUGCUUUCCCUUGCACUAUAGCUUCAGGAUGAGCCCAUGGCUGUGUGGGGCCCUGGUCAUGGGUGUGUGGACCAUUUGUGCCCUGAAUGCUUCUGUCCACACUGGUCUGAUGACACGGCUGUUGUUUUGUGGACCCAAUGUCAUCACCCACUUCUUCUGUGAGAUCCCUCCACUCUUGCUUCUCUCCUGCAGCCCCACACAUGUGAACAGCAUCAUGACUCUCAUGGCAGAUGCCUUCUAUGGAGGCAUCAAUUUUCUGCUCACCAUGCUGUCUUAUGGCUACAUCAUCACUUGCAUCCUACGCAUGCACUCAGCUGAGGGCAAAAGGAAAGCCUUCUCCACCUGUUCGUCUCACCUCAUUGUAGUCUCUGUGUACUACUCGUCUGUGUUCUGUGCCUACAUCAGCCCUGCUUCCAGCUACAGCCCAGAUAGAAGCAAAGUGUCUGCAGUCCUGUACUCAAUCCUGAGUCCCACUCUGAACCCCCUCAUCUAUACACUGAGGAACAAAGAUGUCAAGCAUUCCCUAAGGAGAUUCUUGCACCCUUUUCAACAUUAG
Molecule: messenger RNA, 939 nt
Organism: Nannospalax galili (Upper Galilee mountains blind mole rat)
Lineage: Eukaryota; Metazoa; Chordata; Mammalia; Rodentia; Spalacidae
Product: olfactory receptor 13A1-like
Exons: 1
Coding region: 7-939 (310 amino acids)
Biological process (GO): G protein-coupled receptor signaling pathway
Cellular component (GO): membrane
Molecular function (GO): olfactory receptor activity; G protein-coupled receptor activity
Source: RefSeq, a predicted model, not a curated record